This is a messenger RNA of Chlorella variabilis, 2150 nucleotides long. RefSeq lists its product as hypothetical. Gene Ontology annotation, biological process: NLS-bearing protein import into nucleus. Lineage: Eukaryota; Viridiplantae; Chlorophyta; Trebouxiophyceae; Chlorellales; Chlorellaceae. Gene Ontology annotation, molecular function: protein binding; nuclear import signal receptor activity. Bases 70 to 1677 code for a protein of 535 amino acids. Gene Ontology annotation, cellular component: cytoplasm; nucleus. The transcript is spliced from 12 exons. The record is from RefSeq and is a predicted model, not a curated record.
UCCCCACCGAACCACCAGACUUAUCUUCUGGCAGGGUGCCCGCCGCCUCCCACACCUUGCGGCCUCGCGAUGAGCUCCAAAGGCAGCGCUGCGAGGCGGCCGGUGAAGAAGGGGAUCGACCUCGACGACGCCCGCAGGAAGCGUGAGGACAACAUUGUGCAGCUGCGCAAGGACCGUAGGGAUGAAAGCCUGCAGAAGAAGCGCAUGGUCAGCGCCGUGGUGGCGGAGGGGGGCGAGCUGGAGUCCAACCGCGCCGGCCAGGCGGUGCAGCAAAAGCUGGAGAGCCUGCCCGCCAUGGUGCAAGGCGUGUGGUCAGAGGACAACCAGGCACAGCUGGAGGCCACCACGCAGUUCCGCAAGCUGCUGUCCAUCGAGCGCAACCCUCCCAUCGAGGAGGUGAUUGCUCAGAACGUGAUCCCGCGCUUUGUGCAGUUCCUGCAGCGCGGCGACCUGCCGCAGCUGCAGUUUGAGGCGGCCUGGGCCCUCACAAACGUGGCCUCCGGCACCAGCGACCACACCAAGGUGGUGAUCGACGCGGGCGCGGUGCCCAUCUUUGUCCAGCUGCUGCACUCGCCCAUUGACGACGUGCGGGAGCAGGCGGUGUGGGCCCUGGGCAACAUCGCGGGCGACUCGCCGCGCUGCCGCGACCUGGUGCUGGGCCACGGAGCGCUGGCGCCGCUCAUGGAGCAGCUCAAGGACAACACCAAGAUGUCCAUGCUGCGCAACGCCACCUGGACGCUGUCCAACUUCUGCCGCGGCAAGCCGCAGCCCGACUUUGGGCAGGUCAAGGCCGCGCUGCCCGCGCUGGCCCGCCUCAUCCACAGCCAGGACGAGGAGGUGCUGACCGACGCCUGCUGGGCGCUGUCCUACCUGUCGGACGGCACCAACGACAAGAUACAGGAGGUCAUCAACUCGGGGGUCUGCCGCCGCCUGGUGGAGCUGCUGCUGCACCAGUCGCCCAGCGUGCUGGUCCCCGCCCUGCGCACGGUGGGCAACAUCGUGACGGGCGACGAUAUGCAGACGCAGAUCAUCAUCAACUGCGGCGCGCUGCCCUGCCUGCUCAACCUGCUGACCACCAGCCACAAGAAGAGCAUCAAGAAGGAGGCGUGCUGGACCAUCUCCAACAUCACUGCAGGCACCAAGGAGCAGAUCCAGACGGUGGUGGAUGCGGGCAUCGUGCCGCCGCUCAUCCACCUGCUGGCCACCGCCGAGUUCGACAUCAAGAAGGAAGCGGCCUGGGCCAUCAGCAACGCCACCAGCGGCGGCACCAACGAGCAGAUCAAGUACCUGGUGAGCCAGGGCGGCAUCAAGCCGCUCUGCGACCUGCUCUCCUGCUCCGACGCACGCAUCGUCACGGUGGCGCUGGAGGGGCUGGAGAACAUCCUCAAGGUGGGCGAGGCGGAGAAGGAGCUCGGGGGCGCCGCCGCCACCAACCCCUUUGCGCAGCUGGUGGAUGAGGCGGAGGGUCUGGACAAGAUCGAGGACCUGCAGAACCACAGCAACGAGGACAUCUACGAGAAGGCUGUGGCCAUACUGGAGGCCUACUUUGAUGUGGAGGAUGGGGAGGAGGAGAACCUGGCGCCCGCGGUGGAGGGGGGCACCUAUGCUUUUGGCGCGCCGCAGGGCUUUGGCGCGGCUGCCCCCGCCGGCGGCUUCAACUUUGGCAUGCAGCAGUGAGGGCUGCAGCCGCCAGCCGGCCGGGAGCGCUAGCACCGCCCCCGGCGGCUCCCCCUUUAGUACCCUCUCUCUCCGCGCUGCCGCCAGCCAGGGCCGCCGCCAAAGCAGCAGCCGGCCGCGGCAGCGGCGCACACACACUAGCAUCCUGCCCGGGUAUGGCACGCCCCGCCGCCCUGCGUCCACCUCCCCACGCACUUCCUGCGCGGGCGCAGCAGGCCUCCCCCGGGCGCCGGGCCCUCCCUCCUCGCUCCAAUCUGCAUCCCUGCAUUCUUUCCUGCAUUUGCUUGCAUGCACUGACUGUACUCUACUGCCGCUCCUGCUUGGCGCUGACUGUGUGUGUGUGUCCCUCGGUGUGCACGGCCUUGCUUCCUGGCCCUUCUAUGUUAGCUUCAUCGGCCCUCGUGUGCCCCAAUUCUGCCGGUAUGCGCCCCACCUCACUUUCACUUUGACCGGCGUGUAAGCAACACGCUGCU